Eutrema salsugineum is the source of this 997-nucleotide messenger RNA. RefSeq names its product bifunctional monothiol glutaredoxin-S16, chloroplastic. The transcript is spliced from 2 exons. Bases 25 to 891 code for a protein of 288 amino acids. NCBI's taxonomy places the organism in Eukaryota, Viridiplantae, Streptophyta, Magnoliopsida, Brassicales, Brassicaceae. The record is from RefSeq and is a predicted model, not a curated record.
AUAACUCUCGUAGCUCGGACAAAAAUGGCUGCAAUCAGCUUUUCCUCUUUGCAUGCCUCAGCCUCUCCCCGUGUUUCUCGUCCACAUGUUUCCAGAAAUACCCCUGGCCUUACUCUCUUCUCACCAUCCUUCUCCUUUCCCUCUCUCUCCUUCACACUCCGUGACACAGCCCGGUCUCGACGUCCCUUCUUAAUCGCCUCCGCCGUGAAGACUCUGGGGGAGGCGGAGCAGCUUCCGAUUGCUGAGGCUGAGUCGAUUCCGGAUGAUUCCGGCGUCUACGCUGUCUACGAUAAGAGCGACGAGCUUCAGUUCGUCGGAAUAUCCCGGAACAUCGCCGCGAGUGUCUCUGCGCACCUGAAAUCGGUGCCGGAGCUUUGUGGCUCCGUCAAGGUUGGUAUAGUAGAAGAACCGGACAAAGCGGUUCUAACACAAGCAUGGAAAUCAUGGAUAGAAGAACACAUAAAAGUAACCGGAAAAGUCCCGGCGGGGAAUAAGCAAGGGAACAACACAUGGGUCAAACAGACUCCGAGGAAGAAAUCUGAUAUCCGUCUCACUCCAGGACGCCAUGUCGAGCUCACUGUUCCCUUAGAGGAACUGAUUGACCGGUUAGUGAAAGAGAACAAAGUGGUAGCUUUCAUAAAAGGAUCGAGAAGUGCUCCCCAAUGUGGAUUCUCACAGAGAGUGGUUGGGAUUCUUGAAAGCCAAGGAGUGGAUUAUGAAACAGUAGAUGUUCUUGACGAUGACUAUAAUCACGGGCUAAGAGAGAAGCUGAAGAGUUACAGCAAUUGGCCAACGUUUCCACAGGUAUUUGUGAAAGGAGAACUUUUAGGAGGUUGUGACAUAUUGACCUCAAUGUAUGAGAAUGGAGAACUUGGCAAUAUGUUGAAUUAGUUUCAUCCCAUUUUCUUUCUCUAUAUCUUAGUUGUGUAACUCAAAACAUUUGUAAGUGCGAAUCCUUAUAAACUCUUGGAAUAUCUUUUGUAGCUCUACAAACUUA